Paraglomus brasilianum is the source of this 2646-nucleotide messenger RNA. The record is from the annotation of a GenBank genome assembly. Lineage: Eukaryota; Fungi; Glomeromycota; Glomeromycetes; Paraglomerales; Paraglomeraceae.
AUGGUUGAUGCAUCAUCAGACAUAAGAUUGGGAGUAUGGAAUACCAAAAAGUACAAGGCUGAAGAUGGAAUCUCAAAAGACCUUUUGUAUAAAAGAUGGAGGGGACAUCGAGAGGCUGCUUGGACGAUUAUAGAGGCUCUCAAUGAGAAAUCAAGUUCACAUGACGAGAUUAGGCCCUGGGCCAUAAAUCGUCUAUCCUCUUAUAUAGUUGUUGUUAUUUAUGCAAAGAUACUGGUUUUAUUUGGGAUUGUUAUAGAGUCUAAUAUACCGAGUGUCAGAUUAUUACCGACUAAGCUAGAUAGAAUACCUCACGCAGAUAUAAAAUUCUCAAAAAUGGAAGAAAAAUUAAACGUUCAGGCAACACGAGCGGAUAUCCAGCGUCUCGAGCGAGGAAUCGAAUCCUUGGUCAAUAAAAUAGAAAAUUGCGGCAUUGUUCUUGGCGAUGUGGAUGAUGCCCAGAGUAAAGAAUCCGACGAUUUCACAACCACGUCUCCGUCUCUAAUGCGUCGCAAGUCUUCAAAAAACAGGAUCACGAUAACGCUUGACGUACCUACUGUCGCUGAUCAUAACCAAGAAUCGGAUCGGAACGCUGGAGCUAGUCUCAAAGCAAUGUUAAAUCGGACCUAUCCAGAGGCCGUUGUUGAUCUGGUGCAUAAGCUAGGUGGAAAGCUUGGAUUCAAUUCGAACGAGAAUGCACAGCAGCAGACUGAGAACAGCACUGUGGCUGGGACAAGGAGGGAAGAUGGAGGAGCUGCAUCAAGGUAUUCGGAUGAUCCAUCCAUACAAAAGAUGGAUAAUAAACCCGCUGGAAUUUUCUAUGAUACUACCAAGAGUCUUUUAAACACAAUGUACGACGUUCCUCGCCUUGAAACAUGCCAAGCACUGUUGCUUCUUGCGCACUCUGAAAUUAGUCUUUCACGUCUUGAUAGCUCUUAUAUGUAUCUUGGCAUGGCUGUAAAAAUGGCUCAAGCACUGGGUCUUGAUAGAAACGAGACCACAUCUUCCCCAGCGGAAGAUGAGGAGAGGCGACGUGUGUUUUAUUGUCUCUAUACCGUUGACAGAUGGGCCAGCUUUAUAUUCGGCAAACCGCAUACAAUAACCGACAUAAAUGUCUCCGUCCCACUUCCUACACUUGCCAAUUUCGAUCCCAUGACCCGCGACUUCUUUAUCUCCUUUCUGAAACUUUCACGCAUACUUGGUUCCAUCUGGAACUUUGGAUAUUCCUCUCAACCCAAAGCAUCCCUUGCAACAUGGUCGGAACAGGCGAUGGAUGAAAAAUCACCCUUGAGACAAAUCAGAGGAGCGCUGGCAAAAUGGCUGAAAGAGUUGCCGGAUAGCCUGCAAUAUCAAUAUUUGCCGAGUACAGAUUCGAGAGAUAUUUUCCAGUUGGCUAAUUUUACGCCAUUUGCUGGUCACAUCAACAUUCUUUUCCACACGUGCAUAAUCCUCUUACAUCAACCAUAUCUCCCAUUCUCUUCCUCCACAAAAAAACCUUACUCAUCCAGUCCACUAAAGACCUGUCUUACUGCCGCGAUUACAAUAGCAGACAUUGCCAAAACAACACGUCAGGUUGACCCGAACGUAUUUACGGAUUUUAUGUAUUCUCUCUAUGGCCUGACGCAAUCUGCAAUCUUGGAACUUAUGAUUGUGAACGAAAAAGUCGAAUAUUCUGCAAGCGCAAGGAAAGCGUUUGAUGAAACGAUGGGAGAAUUGAGGAUGUUGGCAACAGGUUUAAAAUUUAGUGGAUAUGCAGAUGGCAUUAGAGAGCUGGAUGAAGUAGCAGGAUAUAUAAUAGGAAGUGAUGGUAAUAUCGUCGUUCCAAUUGCGCUGGCGUCACGAUGGUUGGAUAGUGAGGUUGGAAGCGGGACUUACAGUGGAGGUUAUAAUGAUAUUGCAGCACCAGUUUCGUUCUCAAGCCCUCAGAACGUUUCCGUUGUCUCGUCGCCGGGUGCUAUAGAAGACAUGGUUAUGGAAGGGUCACCGAAAAUUAAAACUAAUGAAGCGUGCGGAGAGAAGCGCAAAAAGAACGCAGAAAAGGGGUUUGCAGAAAAGCGAAGAAGGAACACUGAUGAGAUGGAACAAGAUUUGAUGCUAAACAAUGAGACGGCGAAUAUGCAAGGCCACAUAGAUCAACAGCAGCAACAGUUGAUAGCAGAAGACAAGCAGCCACAGUCACAACCACCACAAUAUUUAAACGCACGUUUACCCCAUUCUCACGCACAGACACCAUCAACUCCGCCCUCUUCAGCCCCAUCUUCUUCCCCAUCUUCUGUAUCCUCUCCACAAGCUCCCGCACCAAACCCUAUACAGCUUUUCAUGGUACCUCAGUCGACCUUAUUCUCCGCUGGGCCGGAGGGGGUUAUUCCGUCCCAUAUGCAGCAACAGAUAUCAUCGACGAUGCAAUCGCAAAUGCAACCUACCUUUCAACAAAUUCAAUCCCAAUUCCCGCACGCACUCCACUCUACCCAAGUUCAACCAAAUUUCCAAUCACAACCGAUCCUUCAUCAGAUAGUACCGCAAGAAUCGUGGGAUUCUGGUUCGUUCUGGACCAACGAUAUUUUCUUUUCUAGUCCUACGGGUGAACUUGGGAGCAUCUAUUCUAUGAGUGACACCGAGGACAGAGGUGGUGACAAUAGGGGGAACUGA